AUGAAUGCUUCAAAUUAUUCUAUUGCACUUUCAAGUGGGAGGUACAUGAAAUGUAACAUAAAGAAUACACUAACAAUAGAUACAAAAUCUCCUAGUGCAAUAAAUUCAGACGUAAGAAAACCAGACAUUCCCACGAUUACUAGAACUAUAAUCUCUAUUAUAGGGUAA
This is a messenger RNA of Nematocida parisii ERTm1, 168 nucleotides long. RefSeq lists its product as uncharacterized. NCBI's taxonomy places the organism in Eukaryota, Fungi, Microsporidia. The transcript has a single exon. The record is from RefSeq and is a predicted model, not a curated record. The coding region runs from base 1 to 168 and encodes 55 amino acids.